This is a messenger RNA of Effrenium voratum, 1551 nucleotides long. Lineage: Eukaryota; Dinophyceae; Suessiales; Symbiodiniaceae. The record is from the annotation of a GenBank genome assembly.
AUGAUGGCACGCCCCCUGGCCGCGCUUUUUGCAGCGGCCAUUGUGAGUUUUGCGGCUCUGAAAUUCAUUCCCCACCUGCUGGAAGACGGUCACGACGAAAACAAUCAUCUUUUCUACGACGCUGCGACGGGCAUUUUCAUGGUCUUCGCGCUUGUCGGCACCACCUACGGCAUUUGGGCGACGAGACGACUGAGGAAGGAGCUGAGUGCCAGAUCUUCCCAACAUUCAGAAGCUCUGGCACUUGCCCAGCACGAUGCGCUGACCGGUCUUCCCAACCGCCGCCGGUUACUGGAAGCAUUUGCGGUUCUCAGCCGGGAGGUGAAGGACGAUUGUUUUCGCGCGAUCAUGAUGCUGGACCUGGACGGCUUCAAGCCCAUCAACGAUGUGUACGGCCACGCGUUCGGCGACAACCUGCUGCGCAGCUUUGCCGGGCGCCUGGCCGAAACUGUCGGCAAUGACGGCAUUGUUGCCCGUCUCGGCGGAGACGAAUUCGCAAUCAUAUCGCCCGUGUUCAAAGACAAGUCGGAAGCUUCGGGCUUCGCGCGGCGCCUCCUGACCCGUAUCAGCGAACGUUUCGAAUUCGGCGAGAGACAGAUCUCCAUCGGCACCGGUAUCGGUAUCGCCCUCUACCCGCAUGAUGGACAUGCCAUCACCGAGCUUCUUCGCCGCGCCGACAUCGCUCUUUACCGGGCGAAAUCUUCCGGCAGAUCCACCUAUCGUUUUUUUGAAGUGGAUAUGGAUGCGUCCAUCCUGCACAGGACACUUCUGGAGCAAAGAUUGCGUCGUGCGAUCGAAAACGAAGAGGUGAAGGUACAUUACCAACCCAUUCUCGACAUGGACACGGGACGGAUUGCCGGAUUCGAAGGGCUUGCCCGCUGGUCGGACAGUGAUUUCGGCGACGUGCCCCCCAUGCAAUUUAUUCCGAUCGCUGAAGACUGCGGCAUCAUUUCAGAGUUGACGCGUCACCUUCUUGCCCAGGCCUGUUCUGCGGCCAGGAGUUGGCCGGACGAGCUCUAUCUUUCGUUCAACCUAUCGCCUGUUCAGCUGCAGGACCCGGCUCUGCCGACGCAGAUCCAGACCAUACUGGACACUGCCGGCUACCCGGCCGACCGGUUGGUUCUGGAGAUCACCGAAACGUCGCUGGUGAAAAAUCCCGAAUCUGCAAAACGCAUUUUGAACGAGCUCACCAAAGCGGGCAUUACUAUCGCGCUUGACGAUUUCGGCGCCGGUCACUCCUCCUUGAGCUACCUCAGGGACUUUCCGAUCAAGAAGGUGAAGAUCGACAAGUCCUUUACCGAGCGCAUGCUGACGGACAAGCAGUGUGCCGCCAUCGUGGAAGCGGUACUCGUGCUUUCCAGGGGGCUCGAUAUCGACGCGGUUGCCGAGGGCGUUGAACAGGGUGAGGUUCACGACGCGCUCAGCUCCAGCGGUUGUCACUAUGGCCAGGGUUUCCUGUAUGCCAAAGCGGUCUCAGCAGAAGCUGCGGCCGAACUGCUCAACGAUCAGGCCGAUGGCAGCCUUUCAUUUUCCGAUACUUCCAACGUGGCGUGA